Aureobasidium melanogenum CBS 110374 is the source of this 1554-nucleotide messenger RNA. Its product is annotated as MFS general substrate transporter. The record is from RefSeq and is a predicted model, not a curated record. Gene Ontology annotation, biological process: transmembrane transport. NCBI's taxonomy places the organism in Eukaryota, Fungi, Ascomycota, Dothideomycetes, Dothideales, Saccotheciaceae. The coding region runs from base 1 to 1554 and encodes 517 amino acids. Gene Ontology annotation, molecular function: transmembrane transporter activity. The transcript has 2 exons.
AUGCAGCAGCCAAGCGCAACCCUGGCUUCGACCACUGCCCAAGCACAACAAAAUCACCAAGAUGCGACAAACAAUCCGAAUGUCGAUGCCGAGAAGACAGUCGGCACAGCACUUGCUGCUGCAGACCCUGAGCCCCCCUUCUCUGUCUUUACUCUUACGGAAAAGAAAUUCAUCGUCUUAAACAUAUCUUUCAUUGGCUUAUUGUCUCCUCUGGCAGGAAGCAUAUACUUUCCAGCUAUCGGCACACUCGCGAAAGACUUGCAUGUUUCAACUUCAGACAUCAAUCUGACUGUAACAACCUACCUGAUCUUUCAGGCGAUUGGUCCAACCCUCUUUGGCAAUUUGUCUGAUAUUCACGGCAGAAGACCAGCCUACAUCGGCUGUCUUACUGUCUCGAUCGCGGCCAAUGUCGCAUUAGCCUGUCAAAGAUCAUAUCCUGCUCUUCUGGUCCUUCGUUGCCUGCAAAGCUCUGGCUCAGCAGCUACGGUUGCUUUAGGCCAAGCUGUCGUCGCCGAUCUUUCGACAAGAGCAGAGAGAGGCAAGUGGAUUGCUUAUGCUAGCAUGGGCAUGAUGAUCGGUCCCGCUCUAGGGCCUUUAGUCGGUGGAUUACUGGAUGCCUAUCUUGGCUGGCCAUCUCUUUUUUGGUUCUUGGCCAUAUUCUCUGGAGCAAUGUUGAUGGUGGCACUUUGUUUCUUGUCCGAAACCUCCCGCGCUGUCGUUGGGAAUGGAUCUGUUCCACCGCAAAAGUGGAACCGCACCUUGUUGUCAUGCUUACGAAAGAAGGAUGUCGCUAAGCAGACCAACACGAUACAGCGCUCGACGAAGAGGCCGAACCCUAUCACGUCUCUACUUAUCAUAUUCAAGAAAGAAGACGGGCUCAUUCUGCUAUAUGGUGCCUUGUUAUACGCUGGGUUCUACAUCGUCCUGAUCACCCUGACCGAUCAACUCUCACAAAGCUAUGGCCUGAGCACUGUGCAGAUCGGUCUCUGCUACUUGCCCUUCGGUGUCGGAUGUAUGGUCUCACGCUUCUCCGUCGGUGUACUUCUAGAUCGCAACUACAAACGCCUUGCACGUCAGCUUGACCCAUCUGGCGAUGCCAACCCCAACGCCAAAGAAUCAGACGCCUUCCCCAUCGAGAUGGCUCGUCUACAAAUUGGCAUUCCGACGGUUUUUGCUGCGGCCAUCGUUACCAUAGUCUACGGCUGGGUCUUGUACUACAAGACCUCGCUGGCAGGUCCACUGAUUAUGUUGUUCUUCGUCGGCAAUUUCACCACUGGAGCUUUCAAUGUGUUUGGCACUCUGAUUGUUGAUAUCAACUUGCACCAGCCAGGCACAGCAGCUGCGGCAAACAACCUGGCCAGAUGUGGAAUGGGUGCGGCUUUCACGGCCUUUGCACAACCUUUGGUGGACGCUAUCGGGAUCGGGUGGGCGAGCGUUGCAGUUGCUUUUCUCUGGGUUCUAGCAACGCCUUUCCUGUUUGCUGUGAUCAAAUGGGGACCUAAGUGGCGUGCUGCAGAGAAAACUAAACUAGAGCAGAGAAAGGGUCAGAAGUGA